Molecule: messenger RNA, 1412 nt
Organism: Sitophilus oryzae (rice weevil)
Lineage: Eukaryota; Metazoa; Arthropoda; Insecta; Coleoptera; Curculionidae
Product: pectinesterase B-like
Exons: 5
Coding region: 171-1343 (390 amino acids)
Biological process (GO): cell wall modification
Cellular component (GO): cell outer membrane
Molecular function (GO): pectinesterase activity
Source: RefSeq, a predicted model, not a curated record
AUGUCUGAUUUUAGAUAUAAGGUAAGUGUUUUUAAUAAGGAACAUAUUAUUGAUAACUCCGUAACUAUUCAGUAUAACAUUUGAACCUAAUAGGUAUAAACAGGAAUAUAACCAAUAUUAAUAUUAUAAAUGUACCUACCUGUUCCAUAACUCUUAUUUAUUUUGUAAAAAUGGGAAGUAUUUCAAACUACCAUUUAACAUUAGUAGCUUUAGUGGUGACUUUACAUCUGGCCAUAUCUUCUCACCAAAACUACCCAGGCACUGAGACACGACCGAUUUUGUCUGAUGAUGAGGCAUCGAAAUAUCAGGAAGAAAACUAUUUUGGAGAUUGGGAACCAGAAGAAAUAAUUAUUCCAGAUGAACCAGACUAUAUCGUAAAAGCUGGAGAAUCUAUACAGGAAAGUGUUAAUGCUGCUAUCAAAGCUGGAAAUUCGUCCACGCGAAAAUAUAUUAAAAUUGAAGCUGGAGUUUAUACAGAAACUGUUUAUAUAGCUGGCGAUGUCCCCUUAACAAUCUACGGUGGAGAUUCUGCCAGUGACGUACAUAUCAUUCAAAAUAUCAGUGCUAAUACACAUAUAUUAGAUUACAUGAACUUGGUUAAUCCAGAAGGUGCACGUUACCAGGAGGGCGAUCCAGCUUGGGAUAUAUACCGUGAAUGCGGUCACAAAAAUGGAUACAUUGGUACAAAUUGCUCUGCGGUAUUUGUAGUACGUAGCGAUCAAUUUCAGCUGAUGAGGAUAACUGUUGAGAACGGUGCUACCGAUGCUCAAGCAGUUGCUGUUAAAAUUGAUGCAGAUAAAGUCCAUCUAAUGAGUAGCAACUUUUUAGGCGGCCAAGACACUCUUUUCGUCGGAGCCAACAAUAAAACAGAAGAAAGAGUACACGUCCACAUGUGCUACAUUGAAGGCGACACUGAUUUCAUAUUCGGGGCAGCAUCUGCAGUGUUCAACAUGUGCACUGUAAAAGUUGUUGGCAAACGAGGAAAAAAUACUGCUAUUAUAUUUGCACCUAGUACUCCGCCUGAUAGAUCAUAUGGUUUUCUGGUUAUUGACAGCGUGAUAACUGGAGAUGAAGUGUACUUAGGAUCAAACAAGACUAGCCUUGCAAGAGCAUGGGAUGCAGGAGUGCAAACUGCUGAAGACUAUGUAGCAGGAUCAUCUCCAAAUGGCCAAUUAGUUAUCAGAGAUUCCCAAAUAGAUGCUAUUAUCGAUGUUGACCAACCUUAUACUGCAGCUGCUACAAGUGGAAGACCGUUUUCUACAGAUAUAAAGACUGAUAGAAAUCUUGACGACAACGUUCAUAAUAGACUGUGGGAAUAUAACAAUUAUGGAGACGAUGCAUAAAGGAUAUAGGAUGGAUGAAAAUGAACAGAAUGUCUUUAUUAUUUUCUAUUUAAAUAAAUUAUGUUAGAU